GUUUUAUAACCGGCGUGCACCAGAUAAUAAAUAAACUUUGCUGCCACAAAAUGUUGCAACAUUUUAAAAGGCUGCUCGUUCGCCGACAAUUUACUAGUGCCGCAGCUCAAGUACAGACCAGUGAACCAAAUAGGAGUAGUAAACCUCUAAUCACCUGUCGCCGCACACAGUUCAAUCUUCUCGAGCUCGAGAGAUCGGAUGCAAAGUUUGGGGCAGUGCCACUGUGCUCCAAAGGCUGGCUGCACAACAAGUCGAAGGGCGAUCACUUUACGCUAAAUGCUAUCAUCACAGGUGAGCAGCGCCAGGCGGCGAUGCACACUCUGCAAACAUUUUUAGCUGCUGGACAACUAGAGAUGGAGCAGCAGCUGCUGAAGAAUCUACAAACGGAACUGGGCAUUAAGCACCUCACGGACAUCCAGGCACAAGCCAUUCCCAUUGUGGAUGGCAGUUUCCACACACUCAUUGCCGCCGAAACAGGUUGUGGCAAGACUUUGGCCUAUUUGCUGCCUGUGAUUAACAAAAGGUUGAAGUUCCUCCAAAGAGAUGCAAACGAGAGCCAAUUGAAUGCACCCACAGUGUUGAUACUCACGCCUGGACGUGAGUUGGCCACACAAAUCGCACAGAUUGCCAGCAAACUGUGUGAGGGCACAGACUUAAAAGUGAAGGCGUUGCUGGGAGGGAAUACAAAGCAGCAGAUGAUGAACCCAGAGUUCGAAAAGAUGGACAUCUUGGUAGCCACACUAGGCGCGGUAAGCAAACUGGUUACCACGGGCAUUUAUCGCAUGGAGCAGGUACGUCACGUGGUGCUGGACGAAGCGGACACACUGCUUGACGAUUCAUUCACCGACAAACUCACAUAUUUCCUGCGCAGAUUCCCCUUCCACAGGAAUCAUGUGCAAGAUGCGAGCAUUGUGGGAACACAGCUGCUUUUGGCCUCAGCCACUAUGCCCACGAAUACGAGAGAGAUACUGCAGAAGGUGAUCGAUGUGGAGACCAUCAGGGAUGUAGUAAGUCCUCAUCUGCAUUACCUGAUGCCGCACGUCACCCAGAAGUUUAUGCGCAUCAGCAAAGCGGAUCGACCAGCAAAUCUUCUGCUGCUGGCCAAGCAGGACAAAGCAAAGAAGCGACCGUUUAUUGUGUUCAGCAACAAGUCGACCACGAGUGAUUAUGUGUCCAUCUUUCUGAACAACAGCGGCAUCAAUUGCCUCAAUCUAAACGGUGACAUGCUAAUGAAGAUCCGCUUGGGACGCUUCGAGGAGUUUCAGCGUGGAAACUGCGACGUCUUGUCCACCACAGAUGUGGGGAGUCGUGGCUUAGACACGACGCGAGCUCGUCAUGUGAUUAACUUUGAUUUCCCGCUGCAUGUUUCUGAUUACAUUCAUCGCUGCGGACGCAUUGGACGCGUGGGUAGCAUGGACAAAUCGCUGGUAACUAACUUUAUAUCAUCGAGACGCGAAAUCGAUGUGGUGCAACGCAUCGAGCAUGCGGCACGCACUGGCGGCUUGCUUCCCGAUGUAAAUGCGAAUAUUAAAAACAUCAUUAACAAGCGCAUUAUGGCUGAGAUGAAGCAGGCGGGCAUUGCAGUGCCCCAAGAGGAGGCAUUCUAGUGUACAAAUAGUUCAUAAUUAAAGUUUGUUG
This is a messenger RNA of Drosophila albomicans, 1638 nucleotides long. RefSeq names its product probable ATP-dependent RNA helicase DDX28 (gene Dbp21E2). Gene Ontology annotation, molecular function: ATP binding; nucleic acid binding. Bases 51 to 1607 code for a protein of 518 amino acids. The transcript has 2 exons. The record is from RefSeq and is a predicted model, not a curated record. Gene Ontology annotation, cellular component: mitochondrion. NCBI's taxonomy places the organism in Eukaryota, Metazoa, Arthropoda, Insecta, Diptera, Drosophilidae. Gene Ontology annotation, biological process: mitochondrial large ribosomal subunit assembly.